UAGGAAGGAGGAUGACACCUUCUGUUUAGGUAGGGCGGAUUGACCAAUAGGAAUGAAGGCGUUUCCAUCUUGGAUGGGUGUUAACGUUUUAAAAAGAUGAAUAUUUUAAAACGCCAAACAGGGAAUUUAAGUCGUCUGGUGUAAAAUGAACAAGAAAAAUACUCUAUUUAAUUACUUUUCUAAAUCUCCGUCGAUUAAUGGAAAAAAUAGUCCAAAAUCAUCUCCAAGAGUCGGUAAAACGCCUUCGAAAGGAUCUGCCGAUGGCACUCCAAAGAGAAAGAAAAUAAACAAUGUGAAAGAAUGUCCAUACAGUUUGUAUGCAAUAGUUUGGGCAAAAUUAGAAGGUUAUCCAUGGUGGCCAAGUUUAGUCUGUAAUCAUCCAAAGAGGGGCAUACAUCAUGAAUUUCGAAGGACAAGUUACGUGCACGUUCAGUUUUUUGAUGAUCCCCCAUCCAGAGCUUGGAUAAAAAUAAAGGAUUUAAAACCAUUUACUGGUCCAGAAGACAUAGAUAAUCCAAAAUUUAAAGACCCAGUAUGGAAGAAAGGUCUAGAAAGUGCUACGAAGGCAUUUAAUAUGCCAGCAGAAGAGAGAAAUCAGUUAGUAGUUUGCUUAGACACAUCAGAAGAAUCAGAAAUUGAAGAUUUGGAUAAAAGUGCAGAUGGUGUUGAACAUAUGGAUGAAGAUCAGAACGUUUCCCUAGAAAAUGGCCAUUCAGAUUCAGAACCAGCAAGGAAACGUCGAAGGUUAAUUUCUGAAUUUGAUGAUGAUGAUUCAGAAGAUGAAGAAUUCAAACCAGAAAAAGGUGAAAGUGACUCAGAAUCUGACAGCAGUGGAGUAGAUGAAAAUGAAAUUUCUGACGUUGAACCUCAGUCAGAAGAAAUAUCUCCAGUUAAAAAAGAAAAGCCUAGAAAUAAGAAAAGAACAAAAUCUAUAGCAAAAUCUGUACCUACAACACCAACUAGUUUGAAUAGAUCUCCAGUAAGCAGUGAUACUAAGACAAAAUUAAGCAUGUUUGCUUCCAGUGAUAGUUCUAAGAAUAGAAACAGAGAAAAUGGAGAAGAAAAAAUAUGGCCCCAUUUGAAGUUAGAUUGGUUGAAAAGUCAUCAAAGAAAAGAUAUUCAAGGACGAUCACCAUCAGAUCCCGAUUAUGAUCCUCGAACAUUAUUUAUUCCAGAAAGCUACAAGAAAACUCUCACUCCUGCUUUAAAGCAGUGGUGGGAGAUGAAAGCUCAUCAUUUUGAUACUAUUCUCUUUUUUAAGGUACAUAAAAAUAUAAUUUGUUACUAAUUCGAACAUUUUAGUUGUUUACUGCCUGUAAUAAAAUUUAUUUUUUUAAAAUGUAUAUUCUAGGGUGAAUUUGCUCAUGCUGGAUUUCCAGAAAUUUCGUAUGGCAGAUAUUCUGAUAUGCUUAUACGUAAGGGAUAUAAAGUUGCCCGUGUCGAGCAGACAGAAACGCCUCAGAUGAUGGAAGAGAGAUGCAAAAAUUUGUCCAAACCAUCUAAAUUUGACCGAGUUGUGAGUAGAGAGAUUUGUCGAAUUACAACUAAAGGAACAAGGACUUUCGGUUUUCAGGAAAGUGAUCCAGAGAAUAUCUGUAAUGCUUAUUUAUUAGCUUUAACUGAAAAGGAAUGUAAUGCAGCUUCUAGUUCCAGUGAAUAUGGCAUAUGUUUCAUUGAUACAUCCAUUGGAAAGUUUCAUAUUGGCCAAUUUGUUGAUGAUCGCAACUGUUCUCGCUUAAGAACUCUGAUGGCUCAUUAUCCACCUGCUCAGAUUCUUUCUGAAAAGGGAAUGAUUUCUCAAAAAACUCAACAAGUUUUAAAUAGUUGUGCAAAUUUGGCUUUAAGAGAAGUUCUUAAACCUGGUUCUGAAUUUUGGGAUUCUUCCAAAACAUUAAAAUUUUUAAAUGAAGGAAAGUAUUUUGUAGAUGAUAAAGGUGUUACAGUAUGGCCCGAAGCAGUUAAAAUUAUUAUCGAUAAAAGUGAUCCUCUAUAUCAGACGGCUAAUGAAAAAUAUGAACUCGGAUGUAAAGCAUUAGGUGCUUGUGUAUGGUAUUUGAAUGAAUGCUGCAUAGAAGAAGAUAUUUUGACUUUGAAAAAUUUUGAAAUUUAUACACCCAUUGAUGGUGACAUACCAGAAAAUAAAAUGUUAUCUGUAUCAAGACAACACAUGGUAUUAGAUGGUGUAACUUUGAAAAAUUUAGAAAUAUUAAGUAAUUCAAUGGGUACAACUGAAGGAACUUUAUUAGAAACUUUAGAUUGUUGUAGUACAAUGUUUGGAAAAAGACUUCUUUAUCAGUGGCUGUGUUCACCUUUAUACAAUCCAAAAAUUAUUUCUGAUCGAUUAAAUGCAAUUGAAGACCUACAAAAAGUACAGGAAAUAAUACCAGAUGCUGUGAAACUAUUGAGAAAAUUGCCAGAUUUAGAAAGAUUAUUGAAUAAAAUCCAUACACAAGGAUUGCGACGCAGAUCUGAUCACCCUGAUAGUAGAGCCAUACUUUUUGAAGCAGAGACUUAUGGUAAAAGGAAAAUUGCCGAUUUUCUUUCUGUCUUGGAAGGAUUUAAGACUUCAAUUGAAAUAAUGCAGUUAUUUGAAAAUCAUCGAAAUAAUUUUACAUCUUCGAUUCUUCAGCAAUGUGUGACACUCGAAACUGAAGGCGGACUUUUUCCACAGUUGAAGGAUAGGUUAUUAUAUUUUGAUAAUUCAUUUGAUCAUGAAAAAGCAAAAAGAGAUGGAAAGAUUAUUCCAAGCCAUGGUGUGGAUAAUGAAUAUGAUACAGCAAUGGAAGAAAUUGAAGAAACUAAAAGUGAAUUUGAUUCUUAUUUAAGAAUACAAAAAAAUAUAUUCAAUUGCAAGGUUACGUAUUUUGGUAGUGGUCGGAAUCGUUAUCAGUUAGAGGUUCCAGAAAAUGCAACCAAGUACGUAACUGAUGAAUAUGACUUACAGACACAGAGGAAAGGAUUCAAACGUUAUUGGACUCCGACAAUAAAAAGUUUAUUAGCAAAACUAAUAUCUGCCGAAGAACACAGAAAUGCAGCAUUAAAAGAUAUCAUGAGAAGAAUAUUCUCUGCCUUUGAUUCUGGGAGAAAGCAGUGGGAAGCUGCUGUUCAUUGCUUGUGUUUGUUAGAUGUAUUUAUAAGUCUUACUCAAUAUUCCAUAUCCUCUCAAGUUCCUCUGUGUAGACCAGAAUUUGUAAUCAAUGAAAAACCAUUUUUAGAAAUUAGAGAAGGUCGUCAUCCUGUACUUCUAAAAUAUUUCACAGGGGAUGAUUUUAUUCCUAAUGAUGUGUGCAUUGGAUUAUCUGAGUCAAAAGAAAAUGAGAAAAACGACCAAAAGUUGGUAUUAGUUACUGGUCCAAAUAUGGGAGGAAAGUCAACUCUUAUGAGACAAGUGGGGCUUAUAGUGAUUAUGGCCCAAAUUGGUUGUUACGUGCCUGCUGAGAAAUGCUAUUUGACACCCGUCGAUCAUAUUUUCACACGUUUGGGCGCCAGUGACAGAAUAACAUCAGGUGAAAGUACAUUUUAUGUAGAAUUAAGUGAAACAGCCAGUAUAUUACAACAUGCCACUAAAAAUUCUUUAGUAUUGCUUGAUGAAUUAGGAAGAGGAACAUCUACUUAUGAUGGAACAGGAAUUGCUUAUGCAGUUGUUCACCAAUUAGCGUCUUCAGUACAAUGUUGUACACUAUUUUCAACUCAUUAUCAUUGUCUUGUUGAUGAAUUUAUUGAUCAUUCAAAUGUAAAAUUGGGACAUAUGGCUUGUAUGGUAGAAAAUGAAAAUGAAGAUCCUACUCAGGAAACAAUUACAUUUUUAUAUAAAUUUGUGAGUGGUGCAUGUCCUAAAAGUUACGGGUUUAAUGCUGCUCAGUUAGCAGGAAUACCAGAUGAGAUAAUUAGAAAAGCCUACUACAAAGCCAAAGAGUUAGAAAAAAGUGUAUUAUUAAGAAAAUUGUUUAGGUUGUUGUUCUCUUGCAAAGACUUUUCUGAUGUUCAAAGAUUGAAAAAUGAAAUAGAAAAAUAUAAUUGCAGCUAGGAUUCUUGAGGUUUUAGUGUCCUUUGUUUUGAAAAUUGCUCACUUUGUUCAAAUUUACGCAUGUAGAAUCACAUCAUUUCGGAGCAAGAGAAAAGAAAAUAAAGUGGAAAAACAUGAAUAUUGUAAAAAUAUCUCAGGUAGAAAUAUUAUUAUUUUAAAUAUUCAUGUUUGUGAAAAUGGAAAGAAAUGGACUAGUUGUUCAUGUGCUGAACUCUACAAUUUUGUAUGUAUGUUUCAAAUAAUAAAA
Centruroides sculpturatus (bark scorpion) is the source of this 4274-nucleotide messenger RNA. Its product is annotated as DNA mismatch repair protein Msh6-like. Gene Ontology annotation, molecular function: mismatched DNA binding; ATP-dependent DNA damage sensor activity; ATP binding. NCBI's taxonomy places the organism in Eukaryota, Metazoa, Arthropoda, Arachnida, Scorpiones, Buthidae. The transcript is spliced from 33 exons. Gene Ontology annotation, biological process: mismatch repair. Gene Ontology annotation, cellular component: MutSalpha complex; nucleus. The record is from RefSeq and is a predicted model, not a curated record.